CGAAAAAUGGCUAUAGUUUAGACGUUUUCACUAAGUUUACCUUCAUGGGAAAAAUAGCGUUGUCAACAUGAAAGUAUCGUUUAUAAUUUUAGCCAUCUUGGUAUUAUUAGUCGUAAUUCACAAGACGGAGGGAAUAAGGGAGAACCACAGCGGAAGCAAAAGCCAGCGACAAGGACAAAAUAAUGCCGCUGCCUUUUGGAAAAGAAGUUCAUUGCAUAAAUCAGAACAACACAAAAGGCUCAAGGAGGCGACGAAACAUAAAAUGAACGAUGUGGCCCAAAGUAAAAGACAGUUUGUGCCCGGAUUACCAUGUCUUAAUUGUCCAUUUCCACAUAUUCACAGAAUUAUUGUACAUCAUCACCCAGCUCAUUCCACUUGUGAGCCAACUCCAUGCCAAAAUGGCGGCACGUGUACUGUUGUCGCUCACGGAUAUGAAUGUACCUGCUCACCAGGAUUUAUGGGAACGCAUUGUGAACUGCGAAGUCAGUGUGAGCCCAGCCCUUGCAAAAACGGAGGCACUUGCUAUGACGUAGGACAAGGUUACGAAUGCACAUGCGCUAAAGGAUACCGAGGAGAGAACUGCGAAGAACAGAACAAAUGUCAUCCAAAUCCGUGCAGAAAUGGAGGCACAUGCACGGGUAUCAAUGAAGGAGAAGGAUUUGAAUGUACAUGUAGAGAGGGUUACAAGGGAAAGAACUGCGAAGAAAUCAAUCUCUGUCUUCCAAAUCCCUGCAAAAAUGGUGCAACAUGCACAGAAAGAACUGGAGGGCGAUACGAAUGUACUUGUCCUAUUGGAUACAAAGGUGUAACGUGUGAAGAAAGGAGCAUUUGUUUCUCCAAUCCCUGUAUGAAUGGAGGAACCUGUCUUGAUGAGACAUACGGAUAUAGGUGCAGUUGCAGGGUCGGCUACAGUGGCAUCAACUGUCAGCAUCACGUCUGUAAACCUAAUCCUUGUCACAAUGGCGGUUCUUGUUUGGAAGAGGGAUCCUCUUACCGAUGCGUUUGUCAAGUUGGUAACCAUGGAGACAGAUGUGAAUUAAUGAGUGCCUGUUUAUCACACCCUUGUCUCCACGGAGGAACCUGCGUGGAUACAUAUUUUCUACACAACAAUGGGGAAUCAAAUAUGUACGCCGGUCCCUCUUUCGCAGACUAUUCACAGAAUGGAAUGUCAUACAUUUGCAAGUGUGUUUCUCCUUUCUCUGGGCAUAACUGCGAGGAUGAUAGUUGUCGAUAUUGCAGUCCAAACGCAGAAUGCAUUUUGGGCCAUUGUGUUUGCAGCGAGGGUUAUCAUGGAGACGGAAAAACAUGCAAGAAAAAUGUUUGUCAUCCUAAUCCUUGUAAAAACGGUGGAGGCUGUCUUCCAACUGACUCAUCUUAUGACUGUGAAUGCACGUUGGGAUGGACUGGACCACACUGUGAAACUCGACAAUACUGCGUUCCAAAUCCUUGCAAAAACGGUGGAACCUGCAUCCCUGAAGAAAAUGGUUACAGGUGCAGCUGCCUCAGUAAUUUUGAAGGAAAUGACUGCGAAAAGGCAAAUCCUUGCUCCCCGAACCCAUGCCAAAACUCUGGUACAUGUAAAGAAAUGAAUGGGGUGGCAACUUGUGAAUGCACUCCACAAUACGAAGGGAAUUUCUGUAACAUUGACAAAUGUGCCAAAUGUGACUCGCAUGCUCGCUGUGAUAAUGGGAACUGUGUUUGCAUGGAGGGAUGGGUUGGUGAUGGACAAACAUGCACACCCAAAGGAGGCCCACCCGGUUCACGCUCCAAUCCAUGCGAUCCGAAUCCUUGUCAAAACGGCGGCCAGUGUGUUGAUCAAGAUAAUUCUUAUAAGUGUUUAUGCCAAGAGGGCUUCUCAGGCACAAACUGUGAGUUAGGAUUGAGGAACAACCCGUGUGAUGCAAAUCCAUGUCAAAAUGGGGGACAGUGCACAGCUGUAGACGGAAAACCUGUCUGUACUUGCCCUGAGGAGUUUGAAGGAGAAUUUUGCGAAAAGCCUAAAGGUGGUAAUCCUGUGGUUCCCGGGGGUCCUGGGACACCAGGCGGUUUAAAGUCUGCUUGUCACCCAAAUCCUUGCAUGAAUGGAGGAACGUGUACGGAGAAUGGAGGUGGCUAUGACUGUGCCUGCGUCACUCAAUACAGCGGACCUAAUUGUGAAAUUGACGAAUGUGAAAAGUGUGACAUAGACGCGAUCUGCGUUAAUGGCCAUUGUAAAUGCAAACAUGGAUAUUAUGGCAAUGGGUACCAAUGCGAAAAAGAAAAAGAUACUCAGUGUCAGGGAUGCAGUCCAUUCGCUCAAUGCCAAAAUGGCAUUUGCGUCUGCAUUGAACCCUACCAUGGGAAUGGAUAUAAUUGCAGAGCUGUCAAUCAGUGCAACAACUGCCCUCUACCGAGCACGUGUGUUCAAGGAACCUGCCUGCCUCCUUCAGCUGGGAAAAAAUUUGUCUUCGUUGAUGCCGUCUCUGAACAAAUAACAUGUAAUAUGUUUUACUUUAAACUUCUAGCUGUAUACCAACUAUUCUGCCUUUGUUGCAAUCCAAGCCUUCUUGUUGUUGGUAAACGGCAGAGUGUAACCCUCAAGGAGACCAAAGCCCAUGAAGUUGAAAGCAAAGUCCACAAAGUCAACGUUGGAGGGGCAAAUAACGACAGCUUUACUGCUAAAGAGGACAGUAUUAUUGCAAAUUCCACAUCAACGAAGGCAGUAAAAGACGAGAGUGGAAGUCGAAGAUAUUUUUUCCCACACCCUUUGAAUGUAAUACCGCCGCCAUUCGCAAAUCAUCACAUUCACCUGGUACCAAAGCCGUACCCUGUUGUGUCCGUUCAGUACGUCCCAAGGCCAUAUCCUGUACCAUACCCAGUAGCGCCUCAUGUCCACGUCUCCCAUCUUCAUCUUCGCCCCAAAUACCACCUAAAUCCGUGCCAAAAUGGAGGGAUUUUCGUAAAGCUACCCCAUGAAUACUUCUGUAUUUGUCAAAAAGAAUUUCGGGGCAAGAACUGUGAAGAUAGAAAUUACUGCGCUUCAAGCCCUUGUAAGAAUGGAGCUACAUGUACUGAGAUUUCUGGCGCAUUUAAGUGCAGUUGUCCUCAUGGAUUUCUCGGGGUGGUAUGUGAAGAGCCUAAUCCUUGUCACCCAAACCCUUGUAAAAAUUCGGGGGUAUGCACUAGAUCGGAUUCUGAAGAAAAGUUCUCCUGUAUCUGUCAAGAAGGAUUUAAAGGAAUACAUUGUGACUCCAUAAACAAGUGUGAUCCAAAUCCUUGCAAAAAUGGUGCAACUUGUCAGCAGACUGCUGGUGAUAAUUACAUCUGUAUUUGUCCUCCAUCUUUCAAAGGAACUCUAUGCACAGAAACAAAGCAAUGCUAUACCAACCCUUGUCUUAAUGCCGGAACCUGCCACGAGGAUGGGUUUGGAUAUAACUGCACUUGUAGACUGGGAUACACCGGAAGCAACUGUGAAAGUCAUGUGUGUCACCCCAACCCUUGCUUGCAUGGUGGUCACUGCAGGGUAUCUUUUGGACAUUCCAAGUGUUUUUGUCCUCCUCUGUUUAAAGGAAAUAAGUGUGAAAUUCCUCAUCCAUGUUAUACCCGACCGUGUUUAAAUGACGGUAUCUGCAUCGACUCUUAUAGCGGUUACAACACGUAUCCUGAAAAUUGGAAUCAUGGCCACCUACAUUACCUAUGUAUUUGUCGCUCGGGCUAUACUGGGUCAAACUGUGAAGUGGACAUCUGUAAGCAUUGCGACAUAAACGCAAAAUGUAUAAAUCAGACUUGUCUUUGCGUCGAAGGAUAUUAUGGCGAUGGCUUUACCUGCAAAAAAAUUCCGCAUCCUUGUCAUCCAAAUCCUUGUAAAAAUGAAGCUAAAUGCAAAGAGCUUGGUGCUGGAGAAUAUGACUGCGAGUGUCCUCCAGGAACAAGUGGCAAGCACUGCGAAGAAAAGGAUGCCUGUACCCCCAAUCCUUGCAAAAAUAAUGGCAAAUGUAUUCAAACUCAAGAAGGCGGCUUUAAAUGCGUUUGCGAGAAUGGAUACACUGGUACAAACUGCGAACUUCCUAUUGAUGGGUGCCAAAGUGAUCCGUGUCAGAACGGAGGAACUUGUCAAAGUGAAAACGGAAAGGUGGUUUGCAAGUGUAAAGGCAAGUUUACUGGACCAACUUGUCAAGAAUGUGGAUGUCCAAAAGGAAACCCCUCGGCAAAUCCUCCUCUUUUCGCACAGAAAUGUGACGCCGAGGGUGAUUGCUACUGUGAAGAUGGAUUGGAUCUAAGAGACGACGGAUGCGCUAAAGGAAGAACAAAUAAUCCCUGCCUAUCCAACCCCUGUCAGAAUGGAGGAACUUGUGAGGAUAUCAAUAGUAACACAGCAUACAAGUGUCACUGUCCAGAGGGAUACACAGGAACCAAUUGUGAAAAGGCGAUUUGCUCACCCGGUUAUUGUCUGAAUGGUGGAAUCUGCAAACCUGUUGGGAAUACGCCAACCUGUAUUUGCCAGCCUGGCUACACGGGACUAAGAUGUGAAAAAACACCACCUAUCAAGCCCAAGGACUACUGUCACCCUAAUCCCUGCUUAAACAGCGGUAGUUGUGUUCAGGUUGUCGGAGGAUAUGACUGUCACUGCGAUGAGCAAUAUACAGGGGCCCAUUGUGAAGUUGAUAAGUGCGCCAAGUGUGAUGUGCACGCCUUGUGCGUCAGAGGCCGUUGCAAGUGUAUGCCUGGUUACAUAGGAACAGGGUAUCAAUGUGUAAAAGCUCGUCACAAGCGCUGCCCGACAAUAUGUCCAGUCUAUUCAACGUGUUUACAAGGAGCUUGUCAAUGUCUACCGGGCUAUCAGAUGCAAGGAAACACCUGCAUACGUGUGACAGUUUACGCUAUACACAACGGUGAAAAUGAAGAGGAAGAGGAGGAGGAGGAGGAAGAAGAAGGAGAGGAAGUCGAACCUACUCCUCCAAUUCCUAGUACAAUUAACCCGACACAACCAUCCUCAGCGCCAGUUCCGGUACCAUCCCCACAGCCGCCUGCUACAACUCCAGUUCCACUACCACCGCAACCAUCCCCACCUCCCCCUGUUCCUCCACCGCAACCAUCGCCACCACCCCCUGUUCCUCCACCGCAACCAUCCCCACCUCCCCCUGUUCCUCCACCGCAACCAUCGCCACCUCCUCCCGUUCCUCUCCCGCAGCCAUCCCCACCUCCCCCUGUCCCACCACCACAACCAUCCUCUCCUCCCCCCGUUCCUCCACCAGUACCAUCUGCACCACCACCUGUUCCCCAGCCUUCCGCAGCUCCACCGCCGGUCGCACCUGCUCUUCCACCGGCACCCGGUCCACCACCUCCAAUCAGCAGUCCAUCUGCUGCUGCUCCACCCUCUCCGACAUCUUAUGGGCCGCCUUCCAUGGAUUAUCCUCAGUAUUCUGACUAUCCUGUAAACUAUCGUUACCCACCAUAUUACAGGUCGAAUUACAGACCAUAUUACAGGUCGAAUUACAGACCAUAUUACAGGGCUCUGUAUGGUUAUUAACAUGUUGAAAAGAAUGGUUGUAUUUGAGGAAACUAUUUUUCUUGAUUGAAAAUUUCGUUUUACUAUUUCAUAUUCUUACUAUUUCCUUUGUACGUGAUUGAU
This is a messenger RNA of Pocillopora verrucosa, 5611 nucleotides long. RefSeq names its product fibropellin-1. Gene Ontology annotation, cellular component: plasma membrane; protein-containing complex. The record is from RefSeq and is a predicted model, not a curated record. Gene Ontology annotation, molecular function: Notch binding; calcium ion binding. Gene Ontology annotation, biological process: heterophilic cell-cell adhesion; establishment or maintenance of epithelial cell apical/basal polarity. NCBI's taxonomy places the organism in Eukaryota, Metazoa, Cnidaria, Anthozoa, Scleractinia, Pocilloporidae.